ACCCGCUGUUCGCCAUUGUAUCGUGAUUGCUGUAAAGUUUCGUGUUAGUGAGUGAGAAUUGAUCCGGUUUACCAAGUUCUGGAAUCCUUUUGCACAUUGGAUUCUCUCCCGGAGGUAAGCGAACCUAACGAUCUUCAGAUUUUCCUGGAAUCUUUCAGUAUAUCAGUGCUUCUAAAUUGGCCCGUUUUUACGAACAAGCAAACUUUAAUAGCGAGGAGAACGACGCAGCUGCGAAAUAGGUGGUAACUCCGAAGGAUUCACUGCCGAUCCAUCCCGGAGGCUGCAGCAGCGAUCACCAUUAUCGGUAAGUCGCACAGUCGAUACCACAACUAACUUUCAAAGAAAUCUCUCAUGACAGGAAUAAUGAAGAGAGAAGCUGAUGCAGGCGCGAUGACAGGUUCCGGAGGACCAACAAGUCCUCACAAGCGUUACAGACAGGGUGACGAUGAACUUCGUCUUCUGAUCCCCAGCAAGGUAGCCGGUUCGAUAAUCGGCAAGGGUGGCCAGAAUAUCACCAAACUCAGGAGUCAGUACAAAGCCUCAAUCAUUGUACCCGAUUGCCCCGGACCCGAACGGGUGCUUACCAUCAGCUCGGAUCUGACCACCGUUCUUCAGGUGUUGAACGAGGUCGUACCUAAUCUCGAGGAGAAUGGAUCUCGACACGGCAGCGACGAGAUCGACGUGCGUAUGCUGGUGCACCAGAGCCAAGCUGGAUGCAUAAUCGGCAAAGGAGGCCUAAAGAUCAAGGAGCUCCGUGAGAAAACUGGAGCGAGGAUCAAGAUCUAUUCGCACUGCUGUCCCCACAGCACGGAUCGGCUGAUCAGCAUUUGCGGGAAACCGAACACGUGCAUCGAAUGCAUUCGCGAGCUGAUCGCCACCAUCAAGACCUCCCCGCUGAAGGGUGUGAACAACCCUUACGAUCCCCACAACUUCGAUGACUUCUACGCCGAGGAUUACGGUGGUUAUGGAAGCGGCGAGGGUGGUCAGGGCAAAGGUGGCGGAUUCGGCGGUGGUCCAGGGGUACGAGGCGGCGGCGGGGGCGGCGGUGGUGCACGCGGGGGCGUGGGAAUGAUACCCAGACGCGACCAUCGCAGCGACAUGAACCGACCUUUUGUUCUGUCGCCAAGAGGAGGACUUCCUGGUGAAGGCGGUGGAGGUGGCGGCGGCGGUGGCGGCGGAAUGUCCGGUGGUCCACCCAAUCGUGGCUACGGAGGCAAUCGUGGUAGCGGCGGCGGCGGCGGCGGGGGUGGCUACGAGGGCAAUCGAGGCGGUGGCUACGGUGGCAACAGGGGUGGCCCGCCGCCAUACGGUGGUGGAAACUAUAAUGGUGAUGGAUGGGGAAUGCAAGGAGGAGGCGGAGGCGGCGGUGGAGGAGGUGGAGGAGGAGGAGGCGGGGGUGGAGCACCGAAUGGUCUGGGUGGCGGAGGUGGCGGCGGCGGAGGUAACUCUGGAAUGAGUGGUCCGCCCAUGGGUGGCGGUAACAAUCAAGGCAACCAGGGCAACAUGGGUGGAAACAAGACCAGCACUCAAGUCACCAUUCCUAAAGACCUUGCUGGAGCCAUUAUCGGCAAGGGAGGCGCCAGAAUCCGUAAAAUCAGAUCGGACAGUGGUGCUGGAAUCACUAUAGACGAACCAUUGCCCGGUAGUAACGAUCGCAUCAUCACCAUUACCGGAAUGCCCAGUCAGAUACAAAUGGCCCAGUACCUGCUUCAACAAAGUAUGUUUGAUAUUGGCGUGGACAAGAUGACACUGAAACAAUUAACAAAUUCAUAAACAUUAAUCGACACAGCGUGCACGAGAAUGCAGACCAUUAUUAGGACGUGGUGAAGGAAGCAUUCGGGGGGAGCCAAAGAUGCGUUUGUAAUUUUUUUAGGGAUACUUCACAAACGGGCAAGCAUAUUCACGCGAGAAGCGGAAACUGGAAACUUGAUAAUUACGGACUUCAUCCGCAUAAAGGGAACCCACGCGCACGGAAACACACAAGUUUCUCCUUGUGCGUUGCCAGACGAACAAAGCCUCUCUCAGGAAGAAAAAACCUCGAUCGGUCAGACUCGACAAGGAGAGAAUUAUUAUAAUUUCCAUACGAUUCCACGGAUCCGCCUGCAAUGGAAAC
Colletes gigas is the source of this 2113-nucleotide messenger RNA. RefSeq names its product heterogeneous nuclear ribonucleoprotein K (gene HnRNP-K). Gene Ontology annotation, biological process: regulation of mRNA splicing, via spliceosome; regulation of transcription by RNA polymerase II. Gene Ontology annotation, molecular function: mRNA binding. The record is from RefSeq and is a predicted model, not a curated record. Lineage: Eukaryota; Metazoa; Arthropoda; Insecta; Hymenoptera; Colletidae. Gene Ontology annotation, cellular component: cytoplasm; nucleus. The transcript has 16 exons. Bases 352 to 1773 code for a protein of 473 amino acids.